This is a messenger RNA of Sardina pilchardus (European sardine), 5908 nucleotides long. RefSeq names its product voltage-dependent T-type calcium channel subunit alpha-1H-like. Lineage: Eukaryota; Metazoa; Chordata; Actinopteri; Clupeiformes; Clupeidae. Gene Ontology annotation, molecular function: voltage-gated sodium channel activity; low voltage-gated calcium channel activity. The record is from RefSeq and is a predicted model, not a curated record. Gene Ontology annotation, biological process: membrane depolarization during action potential; positive regulation of calcium ion-dependent exocytosis; transmembrane transport. Gene Ontology annotation, cellular component: voltage-gated sodium channel complex; neuron projection; plasma membrane.
CCGAUCCGUAACAACAACCCGUGGAUGCUGCUCUACUUCAUCUCCUUCCUGCUGAUCGUCAGCUUCUUCGUGCUCAACAUGUUUGUGGGCGUGGUGGUGGAGAACUUCCACAAGUGCCGGCAGGACCAGGAGGAGGCGGAGGCGGCGGUGCGCGAGGCCAAGAAGCAGCGGCUGAUGGAGAAGAAGCGCCGUAAGGCUCAGCAGAGGCCCUACUUCGAGGACUACCAUCCGGUUCGGCUCUACAUCCACAUGAUGUGCACCAACCACUACCUGGACCUGUUCAUCACCUGCAUCAUCGCCAUCAACGUGAUCACCAUGUCCAUGGAGCACUACGAGCAGCCCAAGUACCUGGACAAAGCUCUAGCGUACUGCAACUACGUCUUCACCGCCUUCUUCGUCAUCGAGGCCCUGCUCAAGCUCGUCGCCUUCGGGCUCCGGCGAUUUUUCAAAGACAGAUGGAAUCAGCUGGACCUGGCUAUCGUGCUUCUGUCCAUUGUGGGGAUCACGCUCGAGGAGAUCAACAUGAGCGCCGCCCUUCCCAUCAACCCCACCAUCAUACGCAUCAUGAGGGUCCUGAGGAUCGCCAGAGUGCUGAAGUUGCUAAAGAUGGCCACAGGCAUGCGGGCUCUGCUGGAUACUGUGAUGCAGGCGUUACCUCAGGUGGGGAAUCUGGGCUUGCUGUUCAUGCUGCUCUUCUUCAUUUAUGCGGCGCUCGGAGUGGAGCUGUUCGGGAAACUGGAAUGCACCGACGAGAACCCGUGCGAAGGCCUGAGCAGACACGCCACGUUCGACAACUUUGGCAUGGCCUUCCUGACGCUCUUCAGGGUGUCUACGGGGGACAAUUGGAACGGCAUCAUGAAGGACACUCUGCGGGAGUGCCGCAAAGAGGAGAAGCAUUGCCUGAGCUACCUGUCCUGGGUGUCGCCCAUCUACUUCGUGACCUUCGUGCUGAUGGCCCAGUUCGUGCUGGUCAACGUGGUGGUGGCCGUGCUCAUGAAGCACCUGGAGGAGAGCAACAAGGAGGCCAAGGAGGAGGCGCGGAUGGACGCCGAGAUCGAGGAGGAGAUGGAGAUGGAGCGCCGCCUGAGCCACGUGUCCACCACCAGCUUCAUGGGCGGCGGGGGCACCUACGUGGGGCCCACGCCCGACUCACCUGGGCAGGAUGAAGUGUUGCAGAGUGCAGAAGAAAAUCCACUGUCUCUGCGGAAACUGUCGGUGGCCAGAAUGCACUCCCUGACCAACGACAGCUACAUGUUCCGCCCCGUGAGGCCAGCCAGUGCCCCGUACCCGACCCAGGGGGACGAGCCUGGCCACGGCUACGUCCACUCAGGCUCCGUAACGUCGGUCCACUCCCAGCCGUGUGAGGGCCACUCCUUGCUCCAGGUGCCAGGCAUCCCCCCACUGACCCAGCUGUCCAAGGGCCUGCCCAGGAUCCCCCCGCCCAAGCCCUCCCCCUUCAAGUCUCUGCGCAGACAGGAGGCCAUCAAGCACGACUCUAUUGAGGUCCAGAGCAGCGAGGCCAGGGAGAGCCUGGAGAGACAGGGCUCCGCCGGACCCUAUGACCUCCCGGUGCCGCACGUGCCCAACCCGCCGAACGGCGGCGGCAGCCCGCAGGUCUCGCCCAUGCUGCCGCCGCGCUCGCACUCUCGCUCGCCCAGCGUCCGCGGCCCGCGCGGAGGAGGCCUCCAGCGUCCGCACCAGCACCAGCACCCGCACGCGCCCAGCCUGGCCAGCAGCAGCACCAGCACCAGCAGCAGCCCCAGCGGCUCCAUGUUCGACUCCGCCGACCCCACCGACGAGGAGGUGCGCUGCAUCAACAGCGGCGCCAAGCUGUGGCCGGCGGGCGGAGGAGGUGCGGCGGGGUCGGCGGGGGUGGCGGCGUCGGGUGGUGGGGGUGGUGGUGGUGUCGAGGAGGAGCGCAGCCACUCGCUCUCGCCCUACGCCUCGGCCCCCGCGGGCUCCUCCGCCCUCCGGCUGGCCAAGAACUGCGGCAGCGCGGCCAGCCUGGCGGCCCUCAAGGACCGGGAGCUGAAGAAGUUCUUCAGCGUGGACACCAAAGGCUUCCUGGACAAGCCGUCGCCGUGCGGCAGCGUCGCCGGGGACGACGUGCGACGCCACUCCAUCGAGAUCUGCCCCUCCAUGGAGGACGCCGACGACGCGUUCGACCAGGCGCUGGCGGAGAUCCGCCACCCGCCCAUGCGCGGCCAGUCGCUCCACAUCCCCCGCAAGAAGAAGAUGAGCCCCCCCUGCAUCUCCGUGGAGGCCCUCCCCGAGACCGAGGCCAGCCCCGCGCGGCACACGCCCAACGCGUCCAAGAGCACGCUGUUACGCAGACGGACGCCCUCCAGCGAACAGACGCAGCUGCAGACGCAACGCGACUCCUCCGUGGACCUUCUGGAGCACCAGGUGCUCCAAAACCAGCCUCUCCUGAGCAGACAGGACAAGCUCCAGGCCCUCGGUGGUGGUGGUGGUGGCGGUGGGGAGUUCCAGGCCCUGCCGCAGAUCACGUUCGACCAGACCGACCCUGCAGACAGGGACAUGGGCACAGAUAGCCUGUCAAGCCCCCUGCUGGACACCGACCCACUUCCGCACCCCUCUCCGUUUGACAGUCGACUCGACGAGUCCGCUGAUUAUGACAGGACAGCUCUGUGACGAAACGAAUAAAAAAAAAACUUACAAACAAACGAAGGUGCCAGCCAAACGUUCUUUUUUUUGUCUGACGUGUCACUCAAUGCACAUUCUUCGAUGAGAGGUCGCCGUCGCCGUUGCCGCCGCACGGCCAGACAUUGACCUUUCGGGUUUCAGUAGCCAAAGUUCAAAAACUUUGUUGCAUCGUUUGUCCCAGACGUGACAUCGGUCAUCCUAAAAGCCAGCCAGGAAAGGCGGCCGCACUGCUUUAGGUAGGGUCAGCUCUCGCCCUGACCCCUGACACGAACGCGUGCGGUGGGACAAAGUGUUGGACAUGGGUUAUGCAAUUUCAGGUUUCCGUCUGGAACUCUGACAUUUAUGUUAGUCCUGAACUCAAUCACAUUGAUCUGAGUGCUGGAUACCUGUCAAGUUUCAUUUACACACUGUUGCGUCUUAAGGCCUUUGCACACUAAAAAAAAAUCAAACUUUUGUUUGCUAAAUACAGAACGCUGGAGUAGAAAACCUCGUUCAUUAACCUGCGUAUGAUUUUUUAUUUUUUGUUUUCAAAGAUGUAAACAUGAUUGACACAAUAUGGCCUCGUAUUUAUUAUUCAAUCGUGUGACCAUUUUGGACGAAAAAUAUGUGUGCAAAGGCCUUCAUUCACUUUUGCCCACUUUUGUCAUGGACCUGGCUACAUCCUUUCUUUCCUGUAAAAGGCAGAGUAUAGAAGAAGAAUACUAGUAAGAGCUGUACACGUUCAGUACUGUACAUCCUACAGUCUAAAUAGAAGAAAUAUUGUAUCAAUGAUGAAAAUAGCUCUAUUCAUAUCCACAUAUUUUUAUAGAGAUCUAUAAUGUUUUUUGCACAUAUCGAUUUGAAUUUCAAGUUGGAUGUUCUUUUUGUUGUCCUCCUGUGAAUGUACAUUUCUUUUUUAAGAAAGUCAAAUAGCAGUGGGAUUGAUUCCAGGCAAUUUAGACCUACUGAUACUGAAAUACUUUUUAUUUUUUUAUUGGGAGGUGGGGGUAACGACAAUGUGUAGAUCCGACGAAAACCAAACUACAACCAACAAUCUGUAGCCUGAGUGCAAUAUACUGUGUGUGUUUAUGUUAGUCUGCCCUGUUAGGUUGCUCGUGUUUUACCACCAUAACCACAGACAGACAGACACACACACACAAACACACACACACACACACACACACACACACACACACACACACACACACACACACACACACACACACAUAUAGAUAUGUAAACACACACACACACAAACACAUUGACACACACACACACACACACGCCUGCACGUGCACGCACAUACACACACACACACACACACAUAUAUAUAUAUAUAUUUAUACACAUAUGUAAACAAACACACACAAACACAUCAACACACAUACACAUGCCUGCACGUGCACACACACACACACACACACACACACCCACAUACACAAACACACACACACACACACAUACACACAUACGUCCAUUGGUUUGCGUGUCACGGACACAGCCCUUUGCCAUAUACUCAGGUUCAUCUCAAAGUGGAAUGAAAGACAUCCGCGUCUCACUGUCUUCACUCGCUCAUUACGGUAUUUCCAAAGGAGUUCUUGUGACUCAUGCAACACUCUCCUGGGGGCAUGCAUGCGAAGGACAAACUUAAAAACUAAAACAAAUGUUGUGAUAACUUUGCAAGAUUCAUUUUGUCCUCUUUCUCCUUAUGAUGUUUUAUAACUUUGUACCCUGUAAAAAUAACAGGAAGAAGCUGUUGUAUUUAUUGAAAAAGAAUGAUUGGUUUAAAAAAUCGAUUGAAGCUUUUGGUGACAAGCUGACCGUCACAAGUCUGUCCUAUUAGACCUUUCAGGUUUUGGAUUGGUCGCUAGGUUUGUGUCUUUCCUCAGCUUCAAGCAAGUUGUUUUCUUUUCCACCAGUUUGGGUGGUGUGUAUAUUAGCUCGGGUGAAUGAGAGAGGUGGGCUUCAUUUGUGUAUAGCUUAACCAUGCGAUUACUUUUGAUAUUGAUUUCCACUCAUGAGUGCAGGGAAGUCGCACAUUGAUUCUUUUAAUCAUUUUCUCCGUCAUUGACCCUUCACCUCAGCUGUCAGUAGUGAGAAACCACAACGCAUUUACUCAUCACUCAAUCAAACCCAGUUUGCUAGUUCAAAUAGUCAAUGCAGCUCAUGAACUGUAGUCAUAUAUUCAUACCCUACAAUUUUUGAAUCCUCAAAAAAAAAUGAAGUUUAAAAAAAUGCAUGCUCUAUGAAAAUGUCUAAAAAAAAAUAAUAAAACAGCUGGAUGUUUUUUGAGGUUUUUUGAUAUUGCAAUUUGCAAAUGUUCUCAUUUGUAGAAUUGACUACCUAAUUGCACUGGGCUGUGAUGACUAGAUAUUCCUCUUUGUAGUACUGAUGAAACCCACUUAUUUAUUGUCUGAUACAAUAUUUUAUGGUAAUCAAUAUCUACAAAAGGGGGAGGCAGUCAUUGAAAAUAAAACAUGGUUGGUUCAACUGUGCUUACCGUAAGGGAUACCCAAUCUAUUCAUCAGAUGAUUGACUCUUAGCAGCCUAAACUAAAAGUGUAAUUCCCUUCACUUGUGACAAUCCAACCCGAAGAGGAAGGUAUCCUUUGGAAAAAGCACAGGUGAGCCCAACCAGGUUUUUUGUGGUUUAUUUCCUAAGAGCAGGGAUGGAUUUUUAGAUGACAAAUUUGCAGGGGUGAGGAACGUGAAGUGUUUUAACUCUCACUUUUUGGGCUUCAUGAUGAUACUACAGCUGUUUUUGGAGUCCGAGUUUUAUCCUUGAGCAGCCUGGUGUCCUUAACCCUUGAAUAUACGUAUAAUCAGCAUUUCCCUGAGCAUUUUAUAGAAGAAGAUGUGUUCUUUUUCUUGUUGUCAAGCGAACUGUCUGCAAUAAUUUCAUUUUGAUGAAUACAGACCAGAUGAUGCAGUACUGGGGUGGUAUUUGAAAGGUUCUACAAUGGUAUUUUUUACAUUGUAUUGUCACUUUUAUUGUGUAAUGAUCAAAUAUUGACCAGAAAGAUAUACCCUGUCAACUGAAGAGAAAUAAUUUUAUUGGAAAAAGUAUCUGUGUCCAUAGUCUUUCUUUCACCUUUCUAUAACUGUUACUAUGUUAUUGCUGGUACAUGGGCACUCACAACUCAAAACUCCAAUUUCUUGACAUUGUAAUACUGAUGACAUGGCAAUUUGACAGACAAAGGCAACAACUAUUUACAAAAGAAAGUUUAGGGGAGAAAGUACUGAAUAAAACAGCUGGAAUAAUUGCA